Nerophis lumbriciformis (worm pipefish) is the source of this 375-nucleotide messenger RNA. The record is from RefSeq and is a predicted model, not a curated record. Lineage: Eukaryota; Metazoa; Chordata; Actinopteri; Syngnathiformes; Syngnathidae.
AUGCCUGAACCAGCAAAGUCCGCGCCCAAGAAGGGCUCUAAAAAAGCCGUCACUAAAUCCGCUGGCAAGCCUGGCAAACGCAGAAAGAAGGGAAGGAAGGAGAGUUACGCCAUCUACGUCUACAAAGUCCUGAAGCAAGUCCACCCCGACACUGGUAUCUCCUCUAAGGCCAUGAGUAUCAUGAACUCGUUUGUCAACGAUAUCUUCGAGAGAAUCGCUUCCGAGGCCUCGCGAUUGGCUCACUACAACAAGCGCUCCACUAUCACGUCCAGGGAGAUCCAGACUGCUGUUCGUCUCCUCCUCCCCGGUGAGCUGGCCAAACACGCCGUGUCCGAAGGCACCAAGGCCGUCACCAAGUACACCAGCUCUAAGUAG